This is a messenger RNA of Plasmodium inui San Antonio 1, 1491 nucleotides long. RefSeq lists its product as hypothetical. The transcript has a single exon. Gene Ontology annotation, molecular function: mRNA binding; metal ion binding. The record is from RefSeq and is a predicted model, not a curated record. The coding region runs from base 1 to 1491 and encodes 496 amino acids. Lineage: Eukaryota; Apicomplexa; Aconoidasida; Haemosporida; Plasmodiidae.
AUGAACCAACCGGCUGACAUAAAAUACCAAUUUACGAAAACCAAAAUUUGCAGACACUUUCUAGAAAACAGAUGCAUGAAUAGAGACAACUGCAACUAUGCUCAUGUUCUGGAAGAAUUAAGACCUCUACCAAACUUAGAAAAUACCAAAUUGUGCAAAAGCGUUAAGAAAAAAAUCCCCUGCUGUAACCCUAACUGUAAAUAUGCCCACAGAAUUGAGAAGUUGCAACCCAGUACUGACCUGGCUACCUACAAAACUACUCUUUGUUAUUUCUGGAAAAAGAAAAAAUGUAUGAAUCAGGAUAAGUGCAGAUUUGCUCAUGGUAUUGAAGAAAUUAGACCUUUAAGAAUAUCAAAGGAAGAGAAAACUGAAAGCGCGUCUCUCCCGCUGUCCGAUGUUGAUUCCAGUUUAGGCACACAAAAUCACCAACAGAGGGGGAAACCAAGCGUCAAACGAACAGAAGAGGCGGACAUGUCGCCAGGCAAAAAAUGGGACAAGAAGUGGGAUCGAAGCGGGGGCAGCAUGUGGGCAAGAGAUGCAAGCAGGAGUGGGGGCAGGUGUCAAGGCAAGACAGGGAACGAAGAUGGCGGCCAGUGGUGGGAAACCCGUAGAGACAAACUGAGGGAAGACUAUAGAAUCAACCUAUUAGAACAGUCCAGUGUCAGUAGAUGGAGCAACGAACGAAACAGCAAUCGAACCACCGAGCGAACAGAGCCACCAAAUGACGAACGAACAAACCAGAGACACAACUUACUAUUCGAAGAAGAAAAGCUUCCCGAUAUCCUCUCCAGCAUACACCUAUUCGAGAACAGCCCAGUGAUGGAAAAUGGUUUAUUCCAGCUGAAUGAUAACUUUUUAAAUAUAUGUAACAGAGUGAACCUCGACAUCGACACACUUUACGUCCCACUAGGAAAGACUUAUUCUAUCGAACAGGAGCAGGAUUCGGAAGAGAACAACAGUUGGGAAGAUUCCAUUGUAGACAUGAAUUUUCUGAACCUGGAUUACCUCAACGGUGAGGAAGAAGUUGCAAAAUAUGAAUUAUUUCGGGGCAGUGGCCUUGACAUGAAUCUGCCGAACCUCCAAGCCCUACGUAUGCGAGUAAAUCAGGACGUACACAUGAAUAGAAGUUAUGACGAAAAUAUGUGGAAUAAAGAAGACGCGGUUAACAGAAACUAUGCCGUAAGAAGAGGGAGGCAUCCCGAAAUAAGCCAAAGUAGAAAUCAUAAUGUGUUUCUAGAUACAAGUUCAAACGCAUGGGAAAAUGUACGUACCAAAGGUCCGAGUGGGAAUAACCAACAAAAUAUGGAUAGAAAUCAAGGCAUAAUUCCAAACCAACCUAAUAUCUUCAAUGCGGAAUCGAUCGAAGACUUGUUUUCAUUUGGUGCUACUUCCUCCGAGCAACUGCUAAGCAACACUGAAUUUUUUGCCAAAUGGUGUAAAAGUAUAGAAAAUAGAAAUUCGGAACAUUUUAAUAAAUUAUGUUUAUUCUAG